This is a messenger RNA of Protopolystoma xenopodis, 465 nucleotides long. The record is from the annotation of a GenBank genome assembly. Lineage: Eukaryota; Metazoa; Platyhelminthes; Monogenea; Polystomatidea; Polystomatidae.
AUGGUGGAGGGUGUCGUGUUGGGAGUGGUUGCUGUUGAAACACAGGUUGUCGACUUUGCAAUUGCAGGCGGGGCUGAAUUGACUUGGCCCAUGCUUACUGGCAAGCUAACUAACGCAGACACGGAUCCUAUGUGGUCCAGCUCCUCUCCGAUGGCAAGAGAAGAGCUCAAGGAGGCCGGUAGGCUGUCUGGAGCAGUGGCUUCAAAGGCGGAAUCGAAAGUGGACUGGGUGGCAAACAUGCCAGAGAUAGUGGCCGAAUUCGAGCCGGAAGCGGCAGAGGAGGUCGAGGAUGAUGAAGAGAAAGAUGAUGAUGACGAUGAAGAAGAUGAAGAGGAGAAGGAGUUUUUAGCUGGCUGUAAGGCAGCCUUGAGCACAGGAAUCGCUUCGACUAACUCACGAUCGGACAAAUUGAGACUGAGCUUGGCUACAGAAUCUUCAGAUGCAGAUAGGUUUUCUAAGUUAUAA